Aegilops tauschii subsp. strangulata is the source of this 2358-nucleotide messenger RNA. Lineage: Eukaryota; Viridiplantae; Streptophyta; Magnoliopsida; Poales; Poaceae. The record is from RefSeq and is a predicted model, not a curated record.
AUGGCCGACCACGGCCCGAGCUGCCAACAGAGUCCGAGCCCGCGCUGCCCGCCAGAUGUGGCAGAAAUGGGCACGCCACCACCGACGCUGCCGACCAAGCCCCUGCGCCAGAUCGAGCGGAUCUGGGCAGAGCCUCGCCCGCGCGUCGCCUCCCGAGCCGGAGCACCGCCGCCGCCGCGCUUCACCAGGACGCGGCGCCGACGCGCCGCCUCCGACCGCCGCACCACGCGCCCGCCGCCGCGCCGCAGGGCCCCGCAGCAGCCCCGCGCCGCCACCAGAAGCCGCCUGUCACCCCGAAGAAACUAUUCUCUGGUGGCGGAGACACCGCGAAGAAUCUACCGGAAGAUACUCGACGCAGCGGCGACGAUUGGGGAGAAAACUAAGGAUGACUCAUCCAUCGGCCAUUGCCGGUCCUUGCAGCGGAACAUGUCAAUGUCGAUGAGCGCUCCCGUCUCGCCAAAGGUAGCGGCAGCACCACCGACUCCGGUGACAUGUCACAGGCGGGAACUGCCGGAGGUGGCUGCCGGGUGGCCAUUGCGAAGGAAGGACAUCAUGCCUGCCUCGCCGGAGUGUUCGGAGAUGUCUGUGGUUGAGUGGGCAAUGCGGCUUCCAAGCCGGUGCUCACUGCUAUCGCCAGCCAGUUCAGUCAAAACUUCCGAUCACCAGGCGACCUCUCAAUCGAGAAGCGAUUCGACAGAGCCGCCGUCUCCGGUGACCGAGGAAGCAGCGGAGCUGGUCUCGAUCAGAGAGAAGUACUCGUCAAUGUACACCAUGUUCAGUUACAGUGAUCUUGCGAGGAUCACCUCUGACUUCUCCCCAGAGCGGGUAGUGGGGAAAGGUGGUGCGAGCCAUGUUUACAGUGGCCGUUGCGAAGACGGCAAGGAGCUGGCGGUGAAGGUCUUGAAAUCUUCAGCCGAGGUGAUGAAGGAGUUCGUCGGGGAGAUCGGCAUCGUCAGCUCCGUCGAGCACAAGAACGCCAUGGCCCUCGUCGGGUUCUGCGCCGAGCGCGGCAAGCUCAUGCUGGUCUACGACUACAUGCGCAGAGGCAGCCUGGAGGAGAUCUUGCACGGUGAGAAAGAAUGCAAGGGCUCAAGGUUAGAUUGGCCGGAGAGAUUCAAGGUGGCCGUGGGAGUCGCGCGCGCCCUCAAUUAUCUCCACGGCGGCGGCCACACCAAGUGUCCGGUGAUUCACAGGGACGUCAAGUCCUCCAACAUCCUCAUCUCCCAAGAUUGCGAACCCAAGCUGUGCGACUUCGGCCUCGCGCUGUGGGCGGCGGACGCGGCGGCGCAGGUCACCGGCGACGACUUGGCCGGCACGUUCGGGUACUUGGCCCCUGAGUACUUCAUGCACGGCAAGGUCAGCGACAAGAUGGACGUGUACGCCUUCGGGGUGGUCCUUCUGGAGCUCGUCUCCGGGAGGAAGCCGGUGAGCUCAGGUGGCCCCAAGGGCCAGGAGAGCAUAGUGAUGUGGGCGAAUUCCGUCGUGCAAGGUGGGAAGCUGACAGAGCUCGUCGAUCCGAGCCUUCCGACGGACGGCGACAACGCCGGCGAGAUGGAGAGAAUAGCCCUCGCGGCUGCACUCUGCAUCCGUCGAGCACCGCACGUUCGGCCUAGCAUGGCAAACGUCCUGAAGCUGCUCGACGGCGACAGCGACGCCGUCCAGUGGGCGAGGUCGCAGCUGGGCAUGCCCAACGCCUGCGACGACAACCACGGCGACAAAGAUUAUGACAGCGCGGCUGCUUUGCCUGACAAGAACGACAUCCAGUCGUACAUCAAGCUCGCUCUGCUCGACGGCGGCGACGAGGAGGACGACGACGACUCCGCGUCCGUGGGUUGCGCCGCCGACUUCAUCGCCGGCAACAUGUCGCUGGAGGAGUACAUGAAGGGGAGGUGGAGCCGGUCGUCCAGCUUGACUGAAGACGGAGGCUCCAACCAUGGCGGGAGUGCACGGGUUUUUGUGUAGAUACCAUCAACAAUUCGUUUGAUUCUUUCGUUUAUGUGUAUAUAUGUUGAGUUCAGUUUUCUCUUUCUAUAGUUAGUAGGGUGGUUGCACAGUUUUGAUGUUUCAUCUAGCUAGCCAUUCAUGGAUUUGUUACAACAUCUGUACCAUUCUCCUCCAAGGACCAAAGGAGAAAAAUGUAUACAUUCCAGUUUGAAGUUUCUAUGAUACUGGGAGGGAACCCUAGAAUUACAAACUCACAAAAAAAAACAUACUCCUCAUGCAAACAACCCUUUGGAUGUGGGUAUUUCUAUCAAGUGUUCCAAAUUUACUCAAAUUUGAAAUGAUUCCAAAUUUACUCAAAUUUGAAAUGAACACAUAAGAUCCGAAGAAAAAUACUGCCCAUCCAAACAAUACACA